Molecule: messenger RNA, 739 nt
Organism: Tripterygium wilfordii
Lineage: Eukaryota; Viridiplantae; Streptophyta; Magnoliopsida; Celastrales; Celastraceae
Product: 60S ribosomal protein L23
Exons: 4
Coding region: 126-548 (140 amino acids)
Biological process (GO): translation
Cellular component (GO): ribosome; cytosolic large ribosomal subunit
Molecular function (GO): structural constituent of ribosome; large ribosomal subunit rRNA binding
Source: RefSeq, a predicted model, not a curated record
AAAGAGCGUGGUCUAAACUGGUAUUUCGAUGAUCACAGAGUCACAACCAAAAACCCUAGCUCACCCUUCUAUAUAGAUGGCAAAAGCCCCAAGUUAAUCCGUUCGUUUCCCUUCCCUCCGCGGAGAUGUCGAAGCGAGGACGUGGAGGAUCUGCUGGUAACAAGUUCAGGAUGUCACUGGGUCUGCCGGUGGCAGCCACAGUGAACUGCGCCGAUAACACCGGUGCAAAGAACCUUUAUAUCAUAUCCGUGAAGGGGAUCAAGGGUCGUCUCAACAGGUUGCCAUCUGCUUGUGUUGGGGAUAUGGUGAUGGCCACUGUCAAGAAGGGGAAGCCUGAUCUCAGGAAGAAGGUUAUGCCUGCCGUCAUUGUCAGGCAGCGGAAGCCCUGGCGUAGAAAGGAUGGUGUCUUCAUGUACUUUGAAGAUAAUGCUGGUGUUAUUGUGAACCCAAAGGGAGAAAUGAAAGGUUCUGCUAUUACUGGUCCAAUUGGGAAGGAAUGUGCUGAUCUCUGGCCUAGGAUUGCAAGCGCGGCCAAUGCUAUCGUCUAAGAGUGUUUCUUGCAUUAUUGCUAUGCCGCAAAGCCCCCUUGUUUCACUGUUUUUGCCAUAAUCAGAAAUUCUGUAAUGCCCUUAUAUGUUGGUAGGUGAGAAUCAAAUUUUGUGUUGCGCUAUCACAUUUUAGAUUCGAUGACUUUUAUCUUGAAUCUGACAAGGUAAUAUAGUGAAAUGUUUGCUGGUUA